AUGAUAGAUAAAAAGCUCGAGUUCUCUGAUAAAUAUUAUGUUGCUGAGGAAUGUGCCCUGGAAAACAUUGCAAUGGACGACAAGAAGCUGCUCCGCAAGGUUGACUGGCACCUCUUGCCCAUCAUGUUUUUGACAUAUUUCUUACAGAUGCUUGACAAGUUAUCCAUCAAUUAUGCAAAUGUGAUGGGUCUCCAGGAUGACUUGGGGAUGACUGGCAAUGAUUUCUCCUGGCUGGCAACGGCCUUCUUCAUUGCAUAUGCUGUGGCAGAGAUUCCCCAAGGGGCUCUUCUGCAGCGGUUUCCAGUUACAAAAGUGCUUGGGGCCAAUAUUUUCUGCUGGGGUGUGAUUCUGUGUUGUUCUUCUGCCGCGAAGAACUUUUCCCACAUGCUCGCCUUGCGAAUCCUGCUAGGGUUGAUGGAGGCUGCCAUCGCUCCCUCUCUCACAAUGUAUACGAGCAUGUGGUAUACCCGUGCGGAGUCAACACCACGUUACGGAUUUUGGUACUGUGGCUUGGGCGCCGGGCAGAUUAUCGGCGGGCUGAUCUCAUUUGCUGCUCAACAUGCCCCGGCAAAUAUGCCAUUUGGUGGCUGGCGCAUUAUGUUCAUGGCCAUUGGUGCUUUUAAUGUCUUGGUUUCAUUGCUUGUCAUACUCCUCCUCCCAAAUACCCCGGACGAAGCCAAGUUUCUCCACGAGUCGGAAAAGCAGCGCAUUGAACAGCGGCUGACCGGUGAUCAAUCUGGCGUGGGUGUCAAAGUCUUCCGGUGGUGGUCGAUUCUUGAGGCAUUUGGAGAUCUCCAGACCUGGCUGCUCGUCUUGCUCACUAUCCUCAUCACAAUCCCAAGCGGUGUAAUCACAACCUUCUCCGCGAUUUUGAUCAAGGGCUUCGGGUAUGGCUCCAAAGAAAGUGCGUUACUUAACAUGCCUUCUGGGGUCGUGAGUAUUGUGGCGACUAUGGUUUCUACGUACGCAAUUUCCAGGGGAUUUUCGCGUUGGCUGGCAAUUGACUUACUACUUCUUCCAACACUACUGGGGUCUUGUUUGAUGUCUUUUCUCCCCUCUGCAAACCAGCCUGGUUGCUUAGCGGGCAUCUAUUUAGUCAACACGACUGUCGCUCCGUUGGCCUUGAUUUAUGCAUGGACCGGUGCCAAUUUCAAGGGAUACACAAUGAAGGUUUCUGGUGCAGCGAUUGUCUCCGCUGGAUUCAGCAUUGCGAACAUUAUUGGACCCCAAACUUUCCAGGCCAAGGAUGCUCCUCAGUAUAUUCCGGCAAAAAUCACUAUUGUCGCUGUAAAUGCUGCCGCCAUCAUAGUCUCGACUGCCUUGCGCAUUAUGUACGGGAGGCGCAACUCUACUGCAGAUCGGCUGGGUAUGCCAGCACGUAGCCCGAUAGAAACACGUCUGGCUGAGAAGGGAGAAGUACAAGAUGUCCAUGAUGAUAAGAAUUUCCGCUAUGUAUUUUGA
Aspergillus glaucus CBS 516.65 is the source of this 1461-nucleotide messenger RNA. RefSeq lists its product as uncharacterized. Gene Ontology annotation, biological process: transmembrane transport. The transcript is spliced from 6 exons. Gene Ontology annotation, molecular function: transmembrane transporter activity. NCBI's taxonomy places the organism in Eukaryota, Fungi, Ascomycota, Eurotiomycetes, Eurotiales, Aspergillaceae. The record is from RefSeq and is a predicted model, not a curated record. Gene Ontology annotation, cellular component: membrane. The coding region runs from base 1 to 1461 and encodes 486 amino acids.